Arachis duranensis is the source of this 1389-nucleotide messenger RNA. RefSeq lists its product as uncharacterized. NCBI's taxonomy places the organism in Eukaryota, Viridiplantae, Streptophyta, Magnoliopsida, Fabales, Fabaceae. The coding region runs from base 1 to 1389 and encodes 462 amino acids. The transcript is spliced from 3 exons. The record is from RefSeq and is a predicted model, not a curated record.
AUGGUUAGGGCUGAUGCAUCCGUCAGCAUCAAGGUGCUCCUAAAUGCCACCGCCGCACACUUUGGGUUUAGGCCGACUUACAGGAGGGUCUGGUUGGCGAAGCAGAAGGCUGUUGCCCUCAUCUAUGGUGACUGGGAUGAGUCGUACAAUGAGCUCUCAAGGUGGGUGUUAGGAGUCCAGUUGACGAUGCCUGGUACUGUUGCAGUCCUAAGGACAAGCCCUGUUCGUGUCUGUGGUCAGUUGGACGAUUCUCGAACUUAUUUUCACAGACUAUUCUGGACGUUUUCACCGUGUUUCAAGGCAUUCCGUCAUUGCAAGCCCCUAGUUAGUAUUGACGGCACCCAUCUGUAUGGCAAGUAUGUGAAAACCUUGCUAGUCGCGAUUGCACAGGACGGGAACUCCAACAUACUCCAUGUUGCAUUCGCAUUAGUCGAGGGUGAGAAUGCUGAGUCGUGGCAUAACGGCAUCAAGGCCACGCUUGAGGCUCUUGACGGAGGCUGGUUGCCUCCAUCUGCAUACCGGGCAUUCUGCAUUCGACAUGUUGCGGCAAAUUUCGCCCUCACCUUCAAGGGCAAAGACGCAAGGAGGCUACUUGUGAAUGCGGCGUACGCUAAGACUGAGGUCGAAUUCCAUUACUGGUUUGAUAUUCUUAGGUCCGAAGACCCGGCGAUGUGUGACUGGGCGAACUGGAUUGAGUAUUCGUUGUGGACACAGCAUUGUGAUGAGGGGCGUAGAUUCGGACACAUGACGACGAAUAUAUCUGAGUGUGUGAACUCUAUCCUCAAGGGUGUCAGAAACCUUCCUGUGUGCUUGCUAGUGAAGGCAACAUACGGAAGGUUGGCCGAAUUAUUUGUUCGCAAAGGGAGAGAGGCUGAGGCGCAGAUGGAAACCGGACAACAAUUUAGUCAGCACUUGGUGAAGUGUAUAGAGGCCAACUUGAAGAUGGCUAGGUGCUUCACGGUUACUGUGUACGACAGGGAUAACUCCGAGUCACCGUCGCAGAGACAACUCCGACUGGUUCUUUCUCACUGGGCACUUCAUUUUCCGUGUCCCCACGCACUGGCAUGCUAUGCCUACUCACGGCUUACUUGGGAGCCUUACGUCCACCAGGUGUAUCGUCUUAGUUCGGUCUUCAGUGUGUAUCGAAUGGGUUUCACACCUCCCAUUUCGGAGGGUUUCUGGCCACCAUAUGAUGGGCCGACUGUCAUCCCUGAUCCCAAUAAGAGGCGUGCGAGAGAGGGUCGUCCGAGGUCCACUCGGAUACGGACCAAUAUGGACGAGGCAGAUCCGAACCGGCCAAAAAGAUGUGGGCUUUGUCGGCAGCCCGGCCACACACGUCGGAGUUGCCCACAGCUCGGAGGAGUAGAGCACACACGGGGACAUGAUUAG